This is a messenger RNA of Grus americana (Whooping crane), 2855 nucleotides long. It is a transcript of the gene LONP2, whose product is annotated as lon peptidase 2, peroxisomal. Gene Ontology annotation, cellular component: peroxisomal matrix. Lineage: Eukaryota; Metazoa; Chordata; Aves; Gruiformes; Gruidae. The record is from RefSeq and is a predicted model, not a curated record. Gene Ontology annotation, molecular function: ATP binding; ATP-dependent peptidase activity; serine-type endopeptidase activity. The transcript is spliced from 16 exons. Bases 95 to 2692 code for a protein of 865 amino acids. Gene Ontology annotation, biological process: protein targeting to peroxisome; protein processing; protein quality control for misfolded or incompletely synthesized proteins.
UUCCGGGCGCCCGUAGCGGGGCGGAGCCGCGCGCCGAGGCUGCCCGGUCGCGCCGGUGUGUGGGCGGCGCGUAGGGGGAGCGGAGCGGGCGGCCAUGGCGGCGGGCAGCGCCAUCCAGAUCCCCAGCCGCCUCCCGCUGCUGCUCACCCAUGAGGGCGUCCUGCUGCCCGGCUCGACCAUGCGGACGAGCGUGGAUUCGCCCCGCAACAUGCAGCUGGUGCGCAGCCGGCUCCUGAAGGGCACCUCGCUGAGGAGCACCAUCAUCGGCGUCAUCCCCAACACCAGCGACCCCACCUCCGACUGCGACGACCUGCCCUCCCUGCACAGGAUUGGCACUGCUGCCUUGGCAGUUCAGGUGGUUGGUAGCAACUGGCCAAAGCCACAUUAUACGUUGCUGGUUACGGGCCUCUGCCGAUUCCAGAUCCUGCAGUUGCUGAAAGAGAAGCCGUAUCCUAUUGCUGAAGUCGAACAGUUAGAUCGACUUGAGCAGUUCACUAAUCAGCAUAAAUCUGAGGAGGAACUUGGAGAGUUGUCAGAACAAUUCUACAAAUAUGCAGUGCAGUUGGUUGAGAUGCUGGAUAUGUCCGUUCCUGCAGUUGCAAAGCUGAGACGUCUUUUGGACAAUCUGCCUAGAGAAGCUUUGCCAGAUAUACUGACUUCUAUCAUCCGUACAUCCAACCAAGAGAAGCUUCAGAUUUUAGAUGCUGUUAGGCUGGAAGAACGGUUCAAGAUGACUAUACCAUUGCUCGUUAGACAGAUUGAAGGUCUGAAGCUGCUUCAGAAAACAAGAAAACCCAAACAGGAUGAUGAUAAAAGGGUUGUAGCUAUUCGGCCUAAUAGAAGAAUCAAUCACAUUCCCAGCACUACAGAAGAUGAGGAGGAAGAAGAAGAUCAUGAUGAUGUUGUCAUGCUGGAAAAAAAGAUUAGAACAUCCAGUAUGUCAGAACAAGCUCUUAAAGUUUGUCUUAAGGAAAUAAAGAGAUUAAAGAAGAUGCCUCAGUCAAUGCCUGAAUAUGCAUUGACAAGAAAUUACUUGGAACUGAUGGUAGAAUUGCCAUGGAACAAGAGUACAAAAGAUCGCCUUGAAAUUCGUGCAGCUCGAAUUCUUUUGGAUAAUGAUCAUUAUGCUAUGGAGAAGUUGAAGAAGAGAGUUUUGGAGUACUUAGCUGUCCGACAGCUUAAAAACAACCUCAAGGGACCCAUUCUUUGUUUUGUGGGGCCCCCAGGAGUUGGUAAAACUAGUGUUGGAAGAUCAAUUGCAAAGACUUUGGGUCGAGAAUUCCAUAGAAUUGCUUUAGGAGGAGUCUGUGAUCAGUCCGAUAUUCGAGGCCACAGGCGCACCUAUGUUGGCAGUAUGCCUGGCAGAAUAAUCAAUGGACUGAAAACUGUUGGGGUUAACAAUCCAGUAUUCCUGUUAGAUGAGGUUGAUAAAUUGGGGAAGAGCUUGCAGGGGGAUCCUGCAGCAGCCUUGCUUGAGGUCUUGGAUCCAGAACAAAAUCACAGCUUCACCGAUCACUACUUAAAUGUAGCCUUUGAUCUGUCCCAAGUCCUUUUUAUAGCUACAGCCAACACCACAGCUACAAUCCCACCUGCUCUGCUGGACAGAAUGGAAAUUAUUCAAGUUCCAGGAUACACACAAGAAGAAAAAAUUGAAAUUGCACAUAGACACUUGAUUCCUAAACAGCUUGAACAACAUGGCCUGACUCCACAGCAAAUACAGAUUCCACAAGUAACCACUUUGGACAUAAUUACCAGAUACACUAGAGAGGCAGGAGUCCGCUCUCUGGAUCGGAAGCUGGGAGCUAUUUGCAGAGCAGUGGCAGUGAAAGUGGCAGAAGGACAGCACAAAGAAACAAAGCCAGAUCGUGCUGAAGUGGGUGAAGGAGAAGAUUGCAAAGAGCAUGUCACAGAAGACACAAAAACAGAAUCCAUCAGUGACACAGCUGACCUGGCUCUGCCACCUGAAAUGCCAAUUUUAAUUGAUUUCCAUGCUUUAAAAGAUAUCCUGGGGCCACCCAUGUAUGAAACAGAGAAAUUAGAAGAGAUUGCUCUUUAUGCAAAUGACUUUAUUGUGUCUGAACGCUUAAGUCAGCCAGGAGUAGCCAUAGGAUUGGCUUGGACUCCCUUAGGGGGAGAGAUCAUGUUUGUAGAAGCUAGUCGCAUGGAUGGAGAAGGUCAGCUUACUUUGACUGGUCAACUCGGAGAUGUCAUGAAGGAGUCAGCACAUCUUGCAAUUAGCUGGUUGCGCAGCAAUGCAAAGAGAUAUCAGCUAACCAACGCUUCUGGAAGUUUUGAUCUCCUUGACAACACUGACAUCCAUCUGCACUUCCCAGCUGGAGCUGUCACAAAAGAUGGACCAUCUGCUGGUGUUACCAUAGUAACCUGUCUUGCUUCACUCUUCAGUGGGCGGCUGGUGUGUUCAGAUGUAGCCAUGACAGGAGAAAUUACACUAAGAGGCCUUGUUCUUCCAGUUGGGGGAAUUAAAGACAAAGUCCUGGCAGCACACCGAGCUGGGCUGAAGAGAAUUAUCAUUCCUCGACGAAAUGAAAAAGACCUUGAAGAAAUUGCAGUGAAUGUACGGCAAGAUUUGACUUUUGUUAUGGCAAGCUGUCUCGAUGAAGUUCUUAAUGCAGCUUUUGAUGGAGGAUUUGCAGUUAAGCCCAGAGUUGAGCGUUUGAAUAGUAAACUUUAAGCAGACAGGCUGAGAUUACUUCUGUACGUCAAAUUUAAGAGAGAUGACUAACUAUCAGCUACGUAUGUAUGAAGUAUCACUACAAACUAAACUUGAUUGUUUAAAUGUGGGUGUAAAUGGAAUCAAAAUAAAAGUAUUACCUUCAGCAGUUAACAACCUGAAA